GCCCCCUGAGGCCGCGGGGUGCGGGCGGAAGCGGGAGCGGCGCCAUGGGGGCCGUGCUGGGCGUGUGCUCGCUCGCCAGCUGGAUCCCCUGUCUGUGCAGCGGUGCCUCGUGUUUGCUGUGCCGAUGUUGUCCCAACAGCAAGAAUUCGACGGUGACACGUCUGAUCUAUGCCUUCCUCCUCCUCCUCAGCACUGUGCUUGCCUGCAUUAUGCUGGCGCCAGGCAUGGAAGAGCAGCUGAAAAAGAUCCCUGGAUUUUGUGAUGAGGGGCUCCACACCCGGCUGCCCCACCUGGAGGGCUUUGUGAGCUGUGACGUGUUCGUGGGGUACAGAGCUGUGUACAGGGUCAGCUUUGCCAUGGCCGUGUUCUUCUUCCUGCUCUCCCUGCUCAUGAUAGAGGUGAAGACAAGUAACGACCCCAGAGCCUCCAUUCACAACGGGUUCUGGUUCUUCAAAAUAGCUGCCAUUGUGGCCAUCAUGGUUGGAGCAUUUUACAUCCCCGAAGGGCCCUUCACAAGAGCUUGGUUUUGGAUUGGUGUUUCUGGAGCCUUCUUCUUCAUUCUCAUCCAGCUGGUGCUUCUUGUGGACUUUGCUCACUCCUGGAAUGAGAGCUGGGUUGAUAGAAUGGAUGAGGGAAAUGCUAAAUGUUGGUAUGCAGCUCUGCUGUCCUGUACAAGCUUGUUCUACGCCUUGUCCCUGGUUUUUGUCGUUCUCUUCUACGUUUUCUACACGAAGCCUGAUGACUGCACUGAGAACAAGUUCUUCAUAAGCUUUAACAUGAUCCUGUGUGUUGCUGUCUCCAUUGUUUCUAUCCUUCCAAAAGUUCAGGAACAUCAGCCUCGCUCUGGGCUCCUGCAGUCGUCUGUCAUCACCCUCUACACCAUGUACCUCACCUGGGCAGCCAUGUCCAACGAGCCUGAAAGAAACUGCAACCCGAGUUUGCUGAACAUCAUCACCCAGAUAGCUGCACCCACGGCUGUUCCAGCCAAUGCCACUGUCCCACCUGCCACUCCCGCUCCGCCCAAGUCCCUGCAGUGGUGGGAUGCCCAGAGUGUUGUUGGACUGGUCAUCUUUGUCCUUUGCCUGUUGUAUUCCAGCAUCCGCUCCUCCAGUAACAGCCAGGUGAACAAGCUGACGCUGUCUGGCAGCGACACUGCCAUCCUGGAGGAGACCCUGGGGAGCGGCAGCGGGGCCGCGGAGGAGGGGGAAGUGCGCCGUGUGACGGACAACGAGAAGGACGGCGUUCAGUACAGCUACACCUUCUUCCACUUCAUGCUCUUCCUCGCCUCUCUUUACAUCAUGAUGACGCUCACCAACUGGUACAGCCCUGAUGCAGAUUUCAAGACAAUGACAAGUAAGUGGCCGGCCGUGUGGGUGAAGAUAACCUCCAGCUGGGUUUGUCUGCUUCUCUAUCUCUGGACCUUAGUGGCUCCUCUUGUCCUUACUAAUAGAGACUUCAGUUAACUUGCUGCAGUUGUCUGAGCUUACAAAAGUGAGGAACUCUUCUGCUGAAAGCCAAAAUGUUCAUUUAUUGCUUUAGUUACUGUUUCUUACGUUGAUAUUAACGUGCAGUUGGAUGGAAAGUUACGUAUUGCAUAAAGCUUGAUGCAGCAUCAAAAUUAUCAUCAGUUAUCUAUUUUAACCUUCAUCAGGGUUAUCUUAUUACUGCAUUUUUAAAAAUCACUACAGCUGUGCUGUCAAAGCACAAAAGAAACUUAUCUGUUCUGUCCAAUAGCCACAACCUUCUGUUGAAUAGAAGUAACAUUUAGCUAAAUAUGAAGUAAUAUAUUUUAAAGAACACUUAUAUUCAGCAUAAUGCACUAGUAUGCUAAGGCUUCAGUUUCUGGAAGUGUAAGCCAUGCUGCUUGAUUUCUACAUUCCACUGCAAAAGUUUAUUUAAAGGAAAACUUUAUUUAAAUUACUUAAUUUUUUGUUGUGGCAAAAAAAACCCAAACAAUGCCCUUUGUUCCUCACCAAAAGAACAGAACUCUGAGAUUGAAAAACUGAUUAAUUCUUUUUAAGAACAGACUUGCCCUUUCUAAGGAGCAACUUCUAUGGUAACUUCUUUUUUAGUACGUUUGUCAAUUAGAGUGGUAAGUGUAUCAGUAGCUUAAUCAACUUUAUGAUUAUGUUGGAAAACCAGAGCUUGUUGAUGGGUUAAUUUCACUUGUCUGAUAGGCUUAUAAAAAUAUUGUAUGUGAAAUUAUUAUUAUUAUUACUAUUGGCACUAAGGCAUUUGCACUGUAAACUCAUUUGAAUAAAGCAGACUAACUACUGAAA
Molecule: messenger RNA, 2279 nt
Organism: Myiozetetes cayanensis
Lineage: Eukaryota; Metazoa; Chordata; Aves; Passeriformes; Tyrannidae
Gene: SERINC3
Product: serine incorporator 3
Exons: 10
Coding region: 45-1463 (472 amino acids)
Cellular component (GO): membrane
Source: RefSeq, a predicted model, not a curated record